CUUCGUCCUCCUCACAUGGGCCUCCUUCUCCAGGUCCCUAACCUCGCCGGCGGCCGGCGCCCAGCCUCCCGCGUCCUCCGGAGCGACCGCAGCGGCAGGUUCAAGGUAUGCGCCGCGGCGCCCGGUGGCUCCGUGAAGGAGGAGGAGGAGAAGGGGACCGGGAAGAAGGAGAGGAUAGUGAUUAGAGUCCUGGACCCCGUGCGAGAGAGGAGGCUGCCGCCGCCUCUGUUCUCGGCCCCAGAGACUCCAGCAGAGUCUCGGGAGGCGCUUCGGCGUCCGGAAGACGACGGGGAAGAGAGGCGGAGGUACUACGUGAACAUGGGCUACGCCAUCCGGACACUGCGGGAGGAGCUCCCCGACGUAUUCUGCGAGGAGCCCAGCCUUGACAUCUACAGAGAAGAUAUUGUCUUCAAAGAUCCACUCAAUAAAUUUGUGGGUAUUGAUAGCUACAAAAGUAUAUUCUGGGCGCUGCGGUUUACCGGUCAAAUCUUCUUCAAGGCCUUGUGGAUUGACAUUGCUACGAUAUGGCAGCCAGUCGACAAUGUAAUUAUGGUUCGGUGGAUUGUUCAUGGCAUUCCUAGAGUUCUACAGAAUGGUCAUAGCCGCUUUGAUGGCACGUCAGAGUAUAAGCUGGAUAAGAAUGGGAAGAUUUAUCAGCAUAAGGUGGACAAUGUUGCUAUGAAUUCACGAAAGAAGUUCAAGAUCUUGCCGAUCGAAGAGCUCAUUAGAUCACUUGGAUGCCCGUCCACUCCAAAACCAACUUGCUUUGAGAUGAUCUCGCUUGUGCCGUUUUGGUUGAGAUGGACUUGGAUGAGAUGAUACAUGUCGUUGGACAUUACGCUGGCAUAUUGAACGAAGUGUUGAUGGACCAGUUCAACCUGAUACCCCCUAAUUUUGCCUUUCUGAUUUUCGGCUAUGUACCUACUUACCAGUGAGCAGUACCUGAUUAUUACUGAUGUAUUUGUGUACAGCAGUAAGUUUUGUUUCAAAGAACAUAACUGUAUAUGCUCCUCCUUGUUUUAGUUACACGAAGCUGUAUUUGACCUUCCCUGUUGAACUGAUAGACCAGCAUGGAAUUCUAUACUUUGUCCAAUAUACCCUGAUUUAUGCA
Molecule: messenger RNA, 1111 nt
Organism: Lolium rigidum
Lineage: Eukaryota; Viridiplantae; Streptophyta; Magnoliopsida; Poales; Poaceae
Exons: 2
Coding region: 16-819 (267 amino acids)
Source: RefSeq, a predicted model, not a curated record